AUGUCUUCUACUCCUCCUGACAGUCCAAAGAACUCCAAUAAUGAAGGUCCUAAGAAAGAAAACCGUGGCAAUGAAGCCACUGAUCCUACCAUGAAACCAUCAAGUCCCUUCUUCAUUCAUCCUAGUGAAGGACCCUCCUCUAUCUCCAUAACCCCUAUCCUUGAUGGCACAAACUAUCAGUCUUGGUCUCGUGCCAUUAAAAUGGCUUUAAUCUCAAAAAACAAGAUUGCUUUCUUGUUAGGCACCAUUCCUGUUCCUGAGGUUGAAGAACCUCUUUAUUCUGCUUGGGAAAGGUGCGAUCUCCUCAUACUCGCAGAGCUCCAGGAAGAAAUAUAUGGACUUUCUCAAAGAACUCGUCCUGUCUCUAAGUUCUACACCGCACUGAAUACCCUCUGGGAAGAACUCGAUAACUACAGACUCUUUUCUUCUUGCUCGUGUCCUGCAAAAACUUACCACCAACAGGAUUUCAUAAUCCGAUUCCUCAAAUGUUUGGACGAGCGCUUCUCUAUUGUGCAUUCCCAAAUCCUUUUGAUGGAUCCUCUCCCCGCUAUCAACCGCACCUUCUCCAUGGUUGCCCAACAGGAACGACAACUCGCUUUGUCUUCGCCUACUGAGCCCAACGCCUUUAUGAACGCAACUAAUCACUCUUUCUCCGGCAAAGGGCGUGGCUUUGGUCCUUCUUCCGCUGUCAAAGGAGUCUCCAACAAGAAAUGCUCCUACUGUCACCGUCCUAGACACACCAUUGACGUGUGUUGGGGAAAACAUGACUAUCCCCCUGGCCAUCCUCGAUACCUAGGGAGGCCAAAGUUCAACCGCGAUGCCUCUGGUUCUUCCUCCAUCAACCACGCAGUUGUGAUUGAACCAAUUGAGGGAGGCAACGGUUCAGAGAAGGAGGAAGGCCCCAUCACAUUGACCCAGACCCAAUAUCAAACCCUGAUGUCUUUGCUCCAACCACAGCAACAAAAAAAUGCUUCUGAUGACAAGCGUACAUUGGGGAUGAUUGGUUUGGCUAAUCUUCAACAAGGUCUCUAUCAUCUACAAGUCAAUAAAGAAGCCAAGAUUCUUUCACCAAAAAAACCUUCCAUUAAUGAAAGUGCUACCAAUGUCGUCUCAAACUCCAACCUUUGGCAUUAUAGAUUAUGA
Messenger RNA from Abrus precatorius (Indian licorice), 1143 nucleotides. RefSeq lists its product as uncharacterized. Bases 1 to 1143 code for a protein of 380 amino acids. The transcript has 3 exons. Lineage: Eukaryota; Viridiplantae; Streptophyta; Magnoliopsida; Fabales; Fabaceae. The record is from RefSeq and is a predicted model, not a curated record.